AUGCCUCAGCCUGCCAAUGGCCGUUAUCACGAUGAGCGCACCCCGCUCAUCGGUCGCACCCAAAACUCUGCAGACGAGUCGCGCGUCAAGACGCUGCCCAAGCACAUCUUGCAUCUCAUCUACGCCACCCUUGCCAGCAAUUAUGUCAACGUCUUGCUCGUCUUUGUCCCCAUCGGCAUCGUUGCCGGCGCCUUGUCCUGGAACCCUACCGUCGUCUUCAUCCUCAACUUCAUCGCAAUCAUCCCUCUCGCUGCCCUGUUGAGUUUCGCCACCGAGGAGCUCUCCGCCAAGCUUGGCCAAACCCUUGGUGGUUUGAUGAACGCGACGUUUGGAAAUGCCGUCGAACUCAUUGUUUCCAUCGUUGCCCUCAGGCAGGGUGAGAUUCGAGUUGUUCAGGCCAGUAUGCUCGGCAGUAUCCUGUCAAACAUUCUCCUUGUGCUCGGAUGCUGCUUCCUCGCUGCCGGUAUCAGAGAGCGCGAAAGCCGUUUCAAUGAAACCGUCGCAUCCACCAUGUCGUCGCUCAUGGCCGUCGCCUCCGCCUCGCUCAUCAUUCCUGCUACCCUCUACGCAGUCAUGCACACCGACAGCAAGAAGGGCGACCUUGAGACGGACCAGAACAUCCUUGUCCUCUCCCACGGCACCUCCAUCAUCCUUCUCAUCAUCUACGUUCUCUACCUCUACUUCCAGCUCUACUCGCAUCACAGCCUCUUCGCUGAUGUCGAGGCACAAGAAGGCGAGGACCAGGAAGAGCCCGAGAUCCUCUCGCCCAAGGCUGCUGGUGUUGCCUUGGUCGUCGUUACCAUCCUUGUCGCCAUCUGCGCUGAAUACCUCGUCGACAGCAUCGACUCGAUUGUUGAAUCAGCGCAUAUUAGCAAGACAUUUGUUGGUCUCAUUCUGAUCCCCAUCGUUGGAAACGCCGCCGAACACGUCACAGCCGUCGUUGUUGCAUACAAGGGCAAGAUGGACCUCGCUAUCAACGUGGCCAUUGGAUCCUCUAUGCAAAUCGCCCUCUUUGUCACCCCCUUCCUUGUCAUCCUCGGCUGGAUCAUCCACCAACCCAUGACUCUCCACUUCCAGGGUUUCGAGACGAUGAUCUUCUUCAUCUCGGUUCUGAUUGUCAACUAUCUGAUUCAGGACGGAAAGAGCAACUAUCUCGAGGGCGCCAUGUGCAUUGCCAUCUACGCCAUCAUUGCUCUCGCCUUUUACAUUUAUCCCGACGACGCUGCCGGCACCAUUACCAACGAGGUUAUCAGGCGCUUCUUCGCUACGAGCUAG
Molecule: messenger RNA, 1275 nt
Organism: Bipolaris zeicola 26-R-13
Lineage: Eukaryota; Fungi; Ascomycota; Dothideomycetes; Pleosporales; Pleosporaceae
Exons: 3
Coding region: 1-1275 (424 amino acids)
Biological process (GO): intracellular calcium ion homeostasis; calcium ion transmembrane transport
Cellular component (GO): fungal-type vacuole membrane
Molecular function (GO): calcium:proton antiporter activity
Source: RefSeq, a predicted model, not a curated record